Molecule: messenger RNA, 2368 nt
Organism: Odocoileus virginianus texanus
Lineage: Eukaryota; Metazoa; Chordata; Mammalia; Artiodactyla; Cervidae
Gene: SLCO6A1
Product: solute carrier organic anion transporter family member 6A1
Biological process (GO): sodium-independent organic anion transport; transmembrane transport
Cellular component (GO): plasma membrane
Molecular function (GO): protein binding
Source: RefSeq, a predicted model, not a curated record
AUGCUGCGGGGCCUGGUGCAGGUGCAGCCGGAGGUGGUGCAGGCCCCGGGGCAGGCGCAGUCACAGGCCGAGCAAGCUGCGCCCUCCGAGAGCACCAGGCCACUGGCGGUCGAGGCCGAGAAGGCCGGGCCCAAGCGCCCGCACCUCAGGAUCUUCCCGGUUAGCCUCCUGAAGCUCGGCGCUUUCAGCCAACAGGGAGGCGGCCAGGCCGGGGCCCCGCAGCACGGCGCCAAGACGGAAGUCGGACACCGGAAAGGGAGUUUGGAGGGGCCCUGCGGCUGGGGCUGUCUGGUGUUCCCCUGGUGUCAGCGUUUUAACAACGUCCGUUGCUUCCUGAUUUUCUUCUGCAUUCUGGUCAUGGCUCAAUGUGUUGUGUUUGGUCUUGUAGAUCUGAGCACUGAGAGCUUUAAGAAGGAAAAUAACUUGAACAUCGUUGAGAAUGUAUUCUUGUCAUUGACUUACGAUAUUUCAUCCUGCCUGGUGGUAGUGUUUAUCGCAUACUAUGGAGGGAAAGGAAACAUACCAAGGUGGAUUACAGUCUCCUCCUUUUUAGUAGGGUCUGCAUCACUCUUAUUUGCUUUUCCAUACUUUCGUGUUGAAGAUUCUCAAAGGAAUGUAGAAAUUGAAGAUAUUUGCCAAGCAGUGAAGACUGUCAAGCCUUGCUCGAAAGCUCCAUUAUCAUUCCGAUCAAACUACAUGACCUUCUUCAUCCUUGGACAGAGUGUGCAGGGAAUAGCGGGCAUACCCCUUUAUGUCCUUGGAAUGACCUUUAUUUAUAACAGCGUUGCCACACACUCAGCCGGCAUUUACCUAGGCAUUGUGGAAGCUGUAGGAAUACUCGGAUAUUCUUUGGGUUAUGCUAUAGGAGCACCCCUAAUUAAGGUCUUUGUGCUAUCUGUGAAUAGUACUUCUGAGAAAAGUGUUGGAGACAGUGAUGAUAAAGAACGUUGGCGGCAGACUUGGUGGAGUUAUUUUGUUAUUAUUGCAGUUAUUGCAUGGUCUACAUUAAUACCAUUUUCAUGCUUUCCACAGAGUUUACGAGGCACAGCAAGGAUAAAAGCUGGGAAACAUAAACAGCCUCCUGUUUUGGACAGAGAUCAAACAAAAGAUCAGGAAUUUGGACCUAGUAUCAAGGACUUAUUUGCUACUUUUGGGACUCUGAUCAAGAAUCCAAUAUUUGUGUGCCUAUCUCUGUCCAGAGCUUCAGAAUCUUUAGUUAUGAUAGGAGCAUCUGAAUUUUUGCCAAUAUAUAUAGAAAAUCAGUUUAUAUUAACACCCACUGAGGCGACUGCACUUGCAGGACUUGUUUUACUUCCAGGAGGUGCACUUGGCCAGAUUCUGGGAGGUAUCAUUAUUUCCAAGUUACACAUGUCUUCUAAAGGCCUUAUGAAAUUUGUAAUAGUUACAUCUGCUAUAUCCCUUGUACUGCUUGCAUUUGUAGUUUUUGUAUACUGUGAUCCAAUACCAUUUGCUGGGAUCACUGAAGAUUAUGGUGGAGCAGGGCAGUUGGGAAACCUGACAGCUCCUUGCAAUUCUCAUUGUAAAUGUUCAUCUGCAUUUUAUUCUGCUACAUGUGGAAGAAAUGAUAUUGCAUAUUUUUCUCCUUGCUUUGCAGGUUGUACACAGUCUAAAUCAUUCAAGGCUAGCAAGACAUACUACAAUUGUUCUUGCAUUAAAGAAGGAUUAACAACCUCAGAUGAUCAAGGUGAUUUUAUUGAUGCUACAAGUGGGACAUGUGAUUCAAAGUGUUAUAAAUUACCUUUGUUCAUUGCUUUUAUAUUUUCUACAAUUGUAUUUUCUGCUUUUGCUGAUGUACCAAGCAUCCUGACCAUUCUUCGGAUUGUGUCUGACAAACAGCGUCCUCUGGCCAUGGGUAUGAGCUUUGUGAUUUUGAGAAUAUGUGGGACUAUACCUGGACCAGUAAUUUUUAAAAUAAUAAGAGAAACUUCUUGCAUCUUUCGGGAUAAUGAGCGCUGUGGAAGCACUGGAAAUUGCUGGAUCUAUUACAAGACAAAAAUGGCCUACCUAUUGGUAGGAGUAUGUUUUACUUGCAAAGUAGCUACUAUUUUCUUCAAUGCUGUUGCAUUGGGCCUAUAUAAAAAUCUACCAGAGGAAAACAGUGACGUCUUGCCUACAGUUGUGAAGAGUCUAAGGGUUAAAAAAAAUGAAAGAUCAGAAUCAACAUUAUCAGGAUGGAGGAAGAGCUGAGGAUCAGAAUGUGAAAACAGGAGUUUUUCCUUCAAAGAUUCUCCAAGAUCUGUUGCUGUGCUACAUUCAGAAAAGGAAAAUCACAAGUGAUGUUUGCAAAAGUUGUAGAAGCAUAAUCUGUGGUGAUUUGUAUUUUCAUAAUAAAGUACAUUCUUAUAAA